GCAUAUGAGAGCCCACGUCUGGGAAUACCAGUUGAGUGACAAACCAAGGCGACUUCUUGUGGGUGGUACUAAAGCUCGCCAAAUCCUGCUCGCAACACCUCUCCUUAAAUGGUACUUGGAUCAUGGACUUCAAGUGACUAAAAUCUAUCAGGUGGUUGAGUACAGAAAGAAAGCUUGCUUCGAGAGUUUCGUGGAGGAAGUCAGCGACGCCAGACGUGCCGGGGACGCUUGUAAAGACAUGGCCAUCAUCGCCGACACCAUGAAGCUCAUUGGCAAUAGCGGUUAUGGUUCAAUGAUAAUGGAUAAAACCAAACACCGCAAUGUGUUUUACGUGGAAGGGGAGAACAGGGCGUGCUUCGAGGUCAACAAACCGCAGUUCAGACAAACCAUGUGUCUGGACGACGACGAUCAAUAUUACGAAGUGGAGGCGGCUAAACAAAGAAUCAAACUCGACCUUCCUGUGCAAUUGGGUUUCUUUAUUCUGCAGUACGCCAAACUAAGGAUGCUGCAGUUUUAUUACGACCUUUUGGACAAAUACGUGGACCGCUCCGACUUUGAAUAUAUGGAGAUGGACACGGACUCUGCGUACAUGGCUAUAUCAGCGUCGAGUCUCCAGGAGGUCGUAAAGUCCGAAAAGCUGGCGGAAUACCGGCAUGGACUCACGGGACUGUGCGACGAUAAGUACAAUCCCGUUGGAGACCGCUGGUUUCCCCGCGAAUGCUGCGACAAGCACGCCAAAUAUGACAAAAGAGUGCCCGGACUCUUCAAAACGGAAUAUGAAGGUGAGGAGAUGAUAGGUCCUCUGCUCUAAGACCUACA
This is a messenger RNA of Mercenaria mercenaria, 819 nucleotides long. RefSeq lists its product as uncharacterized. The transcript has 3 exons. Lineage: Eukaryota; Metazoa; Mollusca; Bivalvia; Venerida; Veneridae. Bases 5 to 811 code for a protein of 268 amino acids. The record is from RefSeq and is a predicted model, not a curated record.